UAGUUUAGUACAUUGUACUUAGAUUACUUUAUUUUUUUGUUUUUAAGAACCAAGAUCUAAUAUUUCCUGUAUUUAUACAUCUCUUACCAAUGUUUUAAUUCCCAUCUUCAUAUUUUCCAAUGGAUAUUAUCUGCACCAAACCCCCUGCCGCCAAAGCUAUUUGCAUUUCCAAUGCAGUAAAAUUUCAUGGUAAUUUUUCUCCUCAGAAAAAUUCCAGUUUCGGAUUCACUGAGUUAUCAUGGAUCAAAAGGGAAAAUUUUCAAUUUCAGGGACUUUUUUGCAAAGAUUCCAGAUUCAUCACUAGUGUAAGCAAGAGGAAUAAUGGUGGAUUAAUAGUAAAAUCAUUUAGUGAAGAGCAGGAAAUUCUUGUGGUUAAAUCUUGGAAUGCCAUGAAAAAGAAUGCUUCUGAAUUGGGUCUUAAGCUCUUCUUAAGGGUUUUUGAGAUUGCACCCACUGCAAAGAAACUGUUCUCAUUCUUAAAUGAUUCUAAUAAUGUUCCUUUGGAAAAGAACCCAAAACUUAAGGCCCAUGCCUUAACUGUCUUCGCCAUGACUUGUGAAUCAGCUGUUAAUUUGAGGAAGGCAGGAAAGGCCACAGUGAAAGAUUCCAACUUGAAGGAUUUAGGAGAGUUGCACUACAAAUAUGGGGUGGUUGAUGAGCAUUUUGAGGUUGUUAGAUUCGCGCUACUCGAAACCAUUAAAGAAGCAGUUCCUGAAAUGUGGUCAUCAGAGAUGAAGGAAGCUUGGACAGAAGCUUAUAAUCAGCUAGUUGCUGCUAUUAAACAACAAAUGAAACCUCCAGCACAAGUUGUUUAGUGACAAAAAUAUCUUAUGUAAACAACAAUAUUGGAUAUUAAUAUUAUGUUUUUUAAUUA
This is a messenger RNA of Chenopodium quinoa (quinoa), 874 nucleotides long. Its product is annotated as non-symbiotic hemoglobin 1-like. Gene Ontology annotation, molecular function: oxygen binding; heme binding. The record is from RefSeq and is a predicted model, not a curated record. The transcript is spliced from 6 exons. The coding region runs from base 120 to 815 and encodes 231 amino acids. Lineage: Eukaryota; Viridiplantae; Streptophyta; Magnoliopsida; Caryophyllales; Amaranthaceae.